Molecule: messenger RNA, 441 nt
Organism: Pipistrellus kuhlii (Kuhl's pipistrelle)
Lineage: Eukaryota; Metazoa; Chordata; Mammalia; Chiroptera; Vespertilionidae
Product: 60S ribosomal protein L29
Exons: 1
Coding region: 37-378 (113 amino acids)
Source: RefSeq, a predicted model, not a curated record
AUCUCUUAGGGGGUAGAGCCCAAGUUCCUAAGGAACAUGCGCUUUGCCAAGAAGCACAACAAGAAGGGCCUAAAGAAGAUGCAGGCCAACAACGCCAAGGCCAGGAGCGCCCGCGCUGAGGCCAACAAGGCCCUGGUCAAGCCUAAGGUUCCCAGGUCCAACAUCCCAAAGGGCUGUAGCCACAAACUCAGCCGACUUGCCUACAUCGCUCACCCCAAGCUUGGAAAACAUGCUCGUGCCUGCAUUGCCAAGAGGCUCAGGCUCUGCCGGCCAAAGGCCAAGGCCAAGGCGGAAACCAAGCCCCAGGCUGCAGGUGCGGCUGCAGCUCAGGCUCCUGCCUCCAAAGGUGCCCAGACCCCCAUGAAGGCUCCACAGUAGAGGUCUCUGCCUGCCGACGUGAGGACGGAAGGACUGGAGAGCGGAAGGGCCCUGGGCUGCUGU